Leguminivora glycinivorella is the source of this 1228-nucleotide messenger RNA. Its product is annotated as ribonuclease E-like. NCBI's taxonomy places the organism in Eukaryota, Metazoa, Arthropoda, Insecta, Lepidoptera, Tortricidae. The transcript is spliced from 2 exons. The record is from RefSeq and is a predicted model, not a curated record. The coding region runs from base 147 to 605 and encodes 152 amino acids.
UUGAUUCGGGAAUAGGAGGCUUAUGAUUGAUGGAUCUAUCAGAUUUAUUCAUCAAAAGUUGUCAACAAAGAAAAAAAUAUUUGUUUUCUAAAUGACGCCAGUCUGCUUCAGGAAUAAACUAUAAAAUACUGAAAUAUUCAUAAGUCAUGUUGCUAAUAGUACUAACAUAUUACAGAAUUUUCUACAAAACAGAUUCAGUGCAAAUAGUGGAAGACUCGGAUGAAGUGGAGGAAGAGCCAGAGCCUCCAAACAUGAACCACGACGUGGACUUGUUGCAAAUACACGAGGACUCGAGCCACGACGAUGACGCCGGCAACCUGUACAACGAACAGGACACGCACAAGAUCGGCGACGAGUCUGAUGUUGAUUUAGAAUCGGACAACUCACCACCCUCGCCUGAAAACUGGGGUGAUGACGACCACAAUGUGUGUUGUGGCGCUACCGCUGGCAACGACGAAUCUGACGAGUCAGAGGAGUCUCACGACGAGGACGAGGAGGAGGAGCUUCAAGAGAGAUACGCCCCGCCGCGGGAGCUGCCGCGCACGCACGAGUUCACGGACUCCUCGGAGCCGAACAUGUCGGACCAGAGCACACUGUGGCCGUAGACCACUAUUGACUCAGCCGGAACUUUGUAGACGAAAGAGUCUUAGGGAAUGAUUGAGGAAAGUCCAUAUUGGGACGGAUUUUUGUAGUUGACACAUCGAUGUACAUGUGACAAAAAUAGUGGGAUUAGGGUAUAUUGGGUAUAAAGACAAUAUAUUUUGACGCAAUUUUGACCUCUAUAGGGGCGGCAGCAGUUGGAACACUAAUACACUGAAUAUAAUACCUUGAUCCAAGCAGCCGAUAGGCUCACAUUCGUGAUGGCGCCUCUUUCAUUUCGCUUGGAUAGCGAGAGUUUGCGUCACGAAUAUCACCUAAUCCCUACAUUUUUGGAUGCACCUUUAUAAGGUAACGGACCCAAUCAUGGACAGUUUAAGAAAAAUUUUCGCCUGUUUUUGAUAUUUCACUCAUAAAUGUAAAAAUUCUACCGCUAAGCGUGUUAAAUCUUGAAUGUCCUAUCCUUCUUUUAUAUUUUAAGCGUAUUGAAGAAUGGAUACUCAUAUUAGUUUCUUCAUACUUAACAAAUUAAAACUAGGUGUUUUUUCUCCAAUUAUGGACGGCAGUUCUCCAGUAAUGGAUCCCCCAUUAUGGACAGUGAAAUAAGUUUAAAAUUUUACUUUUAAAGCAA